AUGCUGCAAACAUUCCUCACACCCGAGAAACUGUGGCCAGGUGGUAUUCCCCCGUCGGUCCAUCUUCACCAAAACGGAGACUUGUCGGAGGAUGAUAUGAAGGAGGAAUCAAAAGGAUGGUGCCAGAGGAGUGGGUUCCAAAGACUGAUCUCACCGAGGAAACGCAACAACGACGAGCGCUCAUUGAAAGAUGGGCUUCUGCGGAUCAGGCCUUUCGAGAUUCGUAUCAAGAUCGUGCUCCGUUACGAAAAUCGCCGCUAG
Talaromyces atroroseus is the source of this 261-nucleotide messenger RNA. RefSeq lists its product as hypothetical. The record is from RefSeq and is a predicted model, not a curated record. Lineage: Eukaryota; Fungi; Ascomycota; Eurotiomycetes; Eurotiales; Trichocomaceae. The transcript has 3 exons. Bases 1 to 261 code for a protein of 86 amino acids.